CUUUCAUUCAUUCUCACAUUAAACCUAGACAGUCUGUCUCAAUUAUUAAUCAUAAACGAUGAUUCCUAUGCAACGUCAGGAGUUAUGAAGAAGGAAGAAGGUUGUGGUCCUGUUAAAAACCUAAGGGGAUAGUACAAAUAAGAUAUCGGUUGACCGCCUCUGCCAACGCCAAAAUGCCCCAACCGGAAUUCGACGAGGCGGAUACAAUCCGCAUCCUCAUAGCCACUGACAAUCAUGUGGGUUAUGAGGAACGUGAUCCGAUCCGUGGUGAUGACAGCUGGAAGUCAUUUGACGAGAUUAUGAACUUAGCCCGGAAGGAAGAUGUUGAUAUGGUGUUGCUGGCCGGAGAUUUAUUCCAUGACAAUAAACCCUCUAGAAAGGCUAUGUACCAGGUUAUGAGAUCGUUACGCAGAAAUUGUCUUGGCAAUAAGCCAUGCCAACUCCAAUUUUUCAGCGACGCCACCGAAGUUUUCCAAGGCGGCUUCGGACAUGUCAACUAUGAGGAUCCUGAUAUCAACAUCUCCAUACCGGUUUUCUCCAUCCACGGCAAUCAUGACGAUCCCAGCGGUGUGGGUAAUCUCUGCUCUCUAGAUCUUCUUGAGGUGGUCGGAUUAGUCAAUUAUUUCGGGCGUGUGCCACAGGCAGACAAUAUCGAGGCCAAGCCUGUUCUACUUCAAAAGAACAAGACUAAGUUGGCUCUUUACGGAAUAAGCAACGUACGCGAUGAGCGAAUGUUCCGAACUUUUCGCGAUCAUAAUGUCAAAUGGUUUAGACCAAAUCAGCAAUUAGGCGAUUGGUUUAACCUACUUGCCGUCCACCAGAACCAUCAUGCGCACACUGCGACAGGAUAUUUACCUGAGAAUAUGUUGCCCGAAUGGUUAAACCUAGUUAUCUGGGGUCACGAGCAUGAAUGUCUAAUCGAUCCUACACAUAAUCCAGAGACCGGCUUUCACGUCAUGCAGCCAGGCUCUUCAGUGGCUACAUCAUUAGUCCCGGGAGAAGCUGUGGCUAAGCAUGUUGCUGUGGUUAGCAUCACAGGAAAGGAGUUCAAGGUAGAGAAACACCGAUUGAAAUCAGUCCGUCCUUUCAUGACCGCCGAAAUCGUUCUAGCAACCGAUAAGAGAUUUAAAGGUAUCGAAAAGAAAAAGGAAAAUCGUCAAGAGCUCACGCGAAAAUUAAUGGGCGUAGUAGAGGAGAUGAUUGAGGAAGCUAAUGCAGAAUGGGAGUCUAUCCAAGAUGAGGAGGAUGUGGAUAAUCCAAAACCACUUCCUCUAAUUCGCCUGAAAGUCGAGUACACCGCUUCAGAAGGGGGCCAAUAUGACAUCGAGAAUCCGCAACGAUUUUCUAAUCGAUUUCAAGGAAGGGUCGCUAAUACAAACGAUGUUGUGUAUUUUUACCGGAAGAAGACAGUGCAGAGGAAAGCCGCGGGAGACACGAAGCUGUCGGAGGAACUGAUAGUAACUCUAGACGAGACGGAUGGUAUUCAAGUUAACAAGCUGGUUAAAGAUAACCUCUCCUCUCUUCCCCAACCCCCGAAGAUCCUCCCGCAAGCGACGUUCACCGAUGCAAUCACUCAAUUCGUCGAAAAAGAAGACAAGUACGCCAUGGAUUCAUGUGUAAACGAAGCACUCGCGGAGCAGCUGAAGCAAAUAUUAGCGCUUGAGGACCACAACGUUGAUAUAGAAAGCGCGAUGGAGAAAAUCAAAGAGAAGCUUGACCAGAACUUUGCUGCUGGCAAUUUACGAUUAUUGAAACGACGCGCAUAUAAGCCAAAACCGGACGCUUGGGAUUCGGACCUAGACGGUCAUUGGGAGGAUCAACCCGAAGCGAUUGACGAAGUGGCAAUCGUCAGUGCGACGAAGUCCCAAACGACACAAUCAACUACCGCCCGAGGUCGUGGGCGGAAAGCAGCACCAGUUGUAGAGGACCAGGAUGAAGAUAUGGACGACGUCUUCGAGGAGCCACCAGCGCCGAAACCAAAAGGGAGGGGUCGUGCGGCCGCAGCUAAGCCAAAAGCAACGCCCGCGAAGGCACCGGCUAAGAAAGCACCAGCCAAGGGGCGAGGACGUAAAGCUCCGUUCCUAGACGACGAUGAUGAUGACGAGGAAGAAGAAGACGUAGUAAUGGAUGACGACGACUUCGACCCUCCCGCACCGCCGCCGAAGCGCACUACGACAAGGGCUACGACGACGAGAGCAGCGGCGGCAUCUACGAGAUCACAGAGUUCGCGUGCUACGCCAGCUUCAGCUAAGAGUACUACCGUGGCAUCUAAGACUAAGGCUGCGCCGAAGACACGCCAGACGCAGUUAAGUUUCUCGCAGAAGGCACCGGCAUCGCAGCAGGAACCUCUGGAAAUUAGUGAUGAUGAGAUAAGUGAUGAUUUUGAGUCGGUGCCGGUGGGGAGGGGACGGCGUUGAGGUGUAGGACUGGGAAAUUGAAAAAAGCUGCGAAAGUCGCGAUAUUACUGUCACUGUCAGUCGCACAUGAUAUGGCUUAGCAGACGGCUAAUCAGCUACGCCUGGUUACCAUUUGAGGCGAACUUAGCAUCGAUGAGAUGGUUUGACAGAUGUAAGAUUGGCCUUAUGUGCUAUAUGCAGUAGAUAUUCAGAGCUGAUGGGCAUCAAUCCCGUCGCGAGAGUGAAAUUAUCAUGACCAUUAGGUUACGCCUCUCAGCCAUGUUAGCAAUCUAAGGACACCUUUUAGAUGAUAA
Hypoxylon trugodes is the source of this 2710-nucleotide messenger RNA. RefSeq names its product DNA repair exonuclease. Bases 174 to 2417 code for a protein of 747 amino acids. Gene Ontology annotation, molecular function: DNA endonuclease activity; 3'-5'-DNA exonuclease activity; manganese ion binding. NCBI's taxonomy places the organism in Eukaryota, Fungi, Ascomycota, Sordariomycetes, Xylariales, Hypoxylaceae. Gene Ontology annotation, biological process: telomere maintenance; mitotic intra-S DNA damage checkpoint signaling; double-strand break repair via nonhomologous end joining. The transcript is spliced from 4 exons. The record is from RefSeq and is a predicted model, not a curated record. Gene Ontology annotation, cellular component: nucleus; Mre11 complex.